Molecule: messenger RNA, 4915 nt
Organism: Callithrix jacchus (white-tufted-ear marmoset)
Lineage: Eukaryota; Metazoa; Chordata; Mammalia; Primates; Cebidae
Source: RefSeq, a predicted model, not a curated record
AAUAAUUCCACUUCCCCCGGAACCCAGAUCAUCCCCGCGAUUUCCUGUUUAUUGCAUUAAGGCGCCGGGUUUCCGGGGCUCCUGGCCCCGCUUAUUCCGCGGGGGUCGGCGGGGUCGGCCUGGGCGCCCGCUCCGCCCGCCCCGCCGCUGCGCUUUGUCCGCUGGGCACCCCGCUUCUGGGAGGGGCGGGCAGACAUGGUGGCGGCCGCCGCCCCCUCCUCGGCCCUGGCGUGCCGCGGCCUCCUAGCGACUGCCCGACGGGCCCGUCCGGCGCGGCCGCCCCAGGGUAGCGAUGGGGUCGAGCUGAGGCAUCGGGGGUUCUGCAGGCGACUGGAGGUUGGCGGUGGGCGGGAGAGGGAGGAAGACAGGCGCGGCCAGGCCUCGGCCUCUGGGCGCCACAGUAUCCUUUGUCUGGGCAGCCUGACGGCCCCACCGGGCUCUCCGGAGAGGGUAACGAGCGACUGGGGCGGCCGGUUUUGGGCGCUCUGUGCUGCGGGGUCGAGAGGCGCUCGGGCCGGGACGGGAGCGGCCGGCCCGGACGGAGUUAACGGGAGAGCCAGGCCUGUCCCGCGCGGGGCCGCCGCUGCGACAGACUUGGCCGCGGGGCCUGGAGUCCUGAGGGGGAGAAGCCUGCGGUUCUGAAGGCUCGGGACUUCUGCCCCAAAGACUUCACCGCCGAGACUGCCGGGUGCACGGCCUCAGGGAAGAAGUUGAGAAUUUUGCCAGGUCAUCUCUGCCAGGGCACAGUUCAUCAGUGUGUGUUUAGUGUGUUUUGUUGAAGCUCUCCAACUGUGUUGAAUCAGCGUGCCUAACCUCAAGGGUGCAACGUGAAAACUGAAACCACCUUGGUUUGGAAUGAUACAGGCCUGCUUUGUGUGUGUCUUCCUACUUUAAGCUUGUUUUCAGUCCAGAUACUCUUGCUUUAAAUCUGAUUGGACUGUGGCGAGCAGACAUCUGUUCAAAGGAGGGGCAGAGACCACAGUGCUUCGGAAGGGGGCUUGAUAAUGUGGAAACAUUUUAAGUUUUUUCUCCGGACUGUUUUGCUCUCUCGAUUCAGGCAAGUUACUGAAGCAUAAUUUUUAUCUGGAAAAAGGUUUGAUGUAGUCUGUAAAUGGUCCUUGUAAAGUACAUGCCCUCCCAGAAUUAAAAGAUGCCCUCUCAUAUAUUAUGCAGAAGUUAGUGGACAGACAUUCUUUAUUGCAGAUAGUUUAUCUCAUGGAGAGACCCAGCCAACUUGGUUUAAAUCUUUUUCUCACUGACGUAUAACCAUCAGCUUUGAUAUUUCCAUUUCCAGGCUCAGACUUUGAAUUUAAGGAAACUAAAGAUGGCUUUUCUUUUCUUUUCUUUUUUUUUUUCUUCCAGGAAAAAAACCCUUUACAUGUUAACAUAGAUAUGUUAAGAGUGACAUCUUAAAUUUUUGCAAAUCUUUUUAAUGUCUGGUUCAAUAGUAAAUUCUCAAAUCUUCAGACUGUUGUGGUUAGCACAUCAUGUAACCUCUGGAACACUCCACUGUACACUCAUACUUAAAAAAAAAAAAAAAGUGUCAUUCUUACCCUGCUUUCACCAUGCACGUCAAAUCAGGAUGUUAUGCAAGACACAUUUUAAGAAGACGAAUAAGAUUGAUUCCCAUGCCUUUUUACUGGGCUCUAACUUUUUUAAAAGUUGGAAUUUAGGUGCCUAAACCAAAUCACGGAUAAGGAUUGCAUAAUCUGCGUAUGAUAUCGGAGACUCAGGAGCAUUUGAAAAUAUUCCUAAGUGAUUAAAAAUUUUAAUUCCAGUACAUAUUUGUAAUGAUUUACACAAGUAACGCGUGAAUUCCACAUUACAUAUGCUUGUGAACACUUGUGUAAAUGUUAUGUUUAAACAUAGAACAUGUUGAAAACUAUAGGAGGUACAGAUUUUUACAGGGAAUUAAUUCUGCAGUGAAUCCUUUGGUGAAAUCAAGAAUAGUUUGCGGAGACAUAACCCUUAAGAGUUCUUUGUCUCUGAAUCAUUCUGGCUUUUCUAGGUUGGGAGACAAUUAUUCUUAAUUGAUUAAUGUGUAAAAACUUAAGGCAAUACUUAGUGGUUUUGAAAGGAAGCUAAGUUUGUUUCCAGUUGUUUCUGUCAACUCUAGUCUGAAUCUGUCAGUGUGUAGUUCUCUACUGUUCAUCAACAGGAAGCAUCUGGUCAUUCUUUGUGUAAUUGUUAGAAAACACCAGGUGUAUUUUUAAUGUUUGCUAUUUUAAAUGAAAAUAGAUUGGAUCUUGGUUAAUUAUACUUGCUUGGUUUGGCUGGGCACCGUGGCUCACUUUGGGAGGCGGAGGCAGGCAGAUCACCUGAGGUCAGGAGUUCGAGACCAGCAUGGCUGGCAUGGUGAAACCGCGUGUCAUGAGGAAUUCAGAAGUUACAUGAAGUUUUGAAUCAUGAAUUUAUUUUUGAGGGUGCAUGAGGCAGUUACCCAGUCUCUCUUUGUAAGUAGCCUGAGUUCAAAUGAACUCACCGAUGGCCUCCAUCUCUUCUCUCUGACUUUAACUUUGCAAACAUUAAAAAAUGAACCCACACAAAAUCAUGACAUUCGGAGCCAGAGCAACUUAGUUUCCUUAGUGUCAUCUCUCCCGUCCUCUCCCCUCCCCAACUACUAUUAUGAUUUCCAGCUAGUAAUCACGAUGUUUCUAUAGCUCUGAUGUCUCCUUUGAGACAGCUAUAGUUAGUAUUACACCUUUCUGAAGAUGUUUGUUCCUUCAUGUUUUCUAGAAGGUAAAUCUAGCACUAGAUGAGAUGAGUAUUAGGGCCUGUGUUUUUUUCUGUGUGUUCGCAUCACAGUGCUCAAUACAGAGAAGAUGCUUUGAUGCGAUCAGCUGUCAGUUCAGUUGUUGGUGGCCUAGUGCACCUUUCUCUCUCUCCUUCCCUUUCCUCCUCCUCCCCUUUCUCUCUCCCUUCCCACCCUGGCUCUCCCCUGCCCCUUUUCUUUCUUUGACAGGGUCUUGCUUGCUCUGUUACCAAGGCUGAGUGCAGGGUACAAUUAUAUUUCACGGCAAGCUCCACCUUUCAGGUUCAAGCAAUCCUGCCUCUGCCUCAGCCUCUUGAGUAGCUGGAACUAUAGGUGUGUACCAACACAUCUGGCUAAUUUUUUAGUUUUUUUGUAAAGACAAGAUCUCACUAUGUUGCCCAGGCUGGUGUCAAACUCCUGGACUCAACUGAUCAACCACGGCCUCUCAAAUGUUGGGAUUACAGGCGUCAGCCACCAUAGCUGUCCGUGAAUAAUUCUUAUGUUGGUAGAACAGCUUAUUGAAAGAGCAAGGUUAGCCCCACUUUACUUUGUACUGGUUAUAUUAUACUUGGGGUAUUGGGAUGGCUUUUUGGGUAGCAUACUAUCAUAAGUGAGACCUUGCAUUCAUUCUCAGACUCUUUCAGAAUCAUCUGGAGAGCUAAUAAAAAAACACACAGAGGCUCAAGAUUAAGUAAGGUAGGAACAGACCUCUGUUUUUCUCAUUUCCAAGGUGGUGGACAUGUUUAAGUGUUGAAAUCACUUAUCUGUAGAGCAUAAACGUGAGAGAAAUUUGAAAUGAGAAAAAGUUGAAAAAAUAGGGUGUUUGACCUAAAGAAGUGAAGCUUCUUUUAAGAAGUAACAGCUACCUUUAAGGAUUUAGAGGUCUGUCACACAGAAGGAUCAGAUUUGCCUUGACCAGAAUGAACUAGGGUCAGUGGGUAGAAGUUUAAAAGGAGCAGAUUUCAGCUCUCUUCCAAGAGGUAUUUCCUCAAAACUGUGGAAAUAGAAUGGGUUGUUUUGGGUAGUAGUCUGUCCUACUCACUGACAAGUUGGGGAUUCUAGAGUAGAGGAAUUGUGCUGAAGGAGAAUUUGGGCCAGGUGUCUUCUACUUACCUAUAAACUUUAAGGUUUUAUUAAAUAUGCCGAGGUUUACAGGUGGAAGCACAAAAAGCUAAUUGAUUGAACCAAGCUGAUUAACUUAAUUGGAUAAUAGUUUUUGCCUUCUUGUAUAAAGAGAAAUGAGUGUUAAGUGAGAAGGCUAUUUCAAGAAGGGCUUUAAACCACACUAAUUUGGCAGACUCAGAGCCUUAAAAAUGGGCAUACCUUCUUGACGUGAAAAUUCCCUUUAAAGGCAUUUUUUUGAUGUAGUAAAGAUGUGUGUGAAGAUUUAGCUGUGAAUGUACCAACUGCUGUUUUGUAGAUAAUAAAAGCUGUGUAUUAAUGCCUUUAACCCCCACAGUAAUCAUAUAAAGUGGGUAGUACUAUUUUUGUUUUGCAGAAGAGAAAACAGGCAUAGAGAAAUUAGGUUGCUUGCUCAAGGUAGCUGAGUUAGUAAGUAUUAGGACCAGGCCUUGAAUCCAACCAGUGUGACUCCAGAGCCAGUACUCUUGAUCAUAAUGUGGUAAAACUGUAAACAACCUAAAUGUUUCACAGUGAUUGUUAGGGUCUAUCCCUACAGGGGGUACUGUCUACUCAGCCAUGAAAAUGAUGAAAGGAUAAUAUAAAGACAUGAGAGGAUGUCUUGGUAUACAUAAGUGAGAAAAAGUAGAUUUAAAAACAUGAUUUCAUUUUGGUAAAAAAAAAAAUAAUAUAUUGAUGUCUGGAAGGAUAUGUGCCAAAUUGUUAAAUGGUUAUUUCUGAAUAUAGUUUUAUAGAUGAUUAUUUUCUUUUUGCUUAUUCAGAUUUUCUAACUUCUGCAAUGAAUAUGAAUUAUUGUGUGUUGUAAUUAAGAUAUUAAGAUGUUAUUUUUCAAUAAAAAUAUUAGCAUAAGCUGAGAAAUUUGGGUUUAUUCUCUGCAUUUUAAGUAAGUUCGUGGAAAUUGUACAUAAAUGAAAAUUUGUAAAUGCAUGUAGUGUUUUGUAAUUUUUUGUUUGAUUCCUUAUUCUGGAAGUAAUGUCAAUUGAAUAGAGAAAUAUAUCACUGACUCCUACCACCUUACCAUAA